CCUCCGUUUACCCACAAGUCAAAAAAAGGAAGAGAAACAGGAUCACUUAUAGUUAGUCGUAAGCAAAUUGAAUAUAGUAAUCAAAGUAUAGUAUGAACACAAACAAAAUAGCCUUCUUCUUGGCCUUGUUCCUUGUAUCAGCCUUCUGUAUACAGAUGAUAGAAAGUAGGGAUUGUUACACAAACGACGAUUGCAAAGGCGUGCAACCAUGUCCAGUGCCUCUUGCUUGUGUCUUUGGCAACUGCAUUUGUCCAUGGAAAAAUCAAUCUAAACUCUCAAGUACUUGUCAAAUAAUAUGUGCGCGUUUGAAAAAAAAAGCUAUAAAUUCUUAUGAUGCUAGUCCAUGUAUUUGCAUCGAUAAGUAAAUCAAGAACAGAAUCAAGAAAUAUGUGUAGCAAUCAGAACUGUCACCUCAAAUAACUGAUUGUAAAAAUCAGAUUGUAACAACAAUAUAAUUAGAAUUGUAACCUGAAAUAA
Camelina sativa (false flax) is the source of this 477-nucleotide messenger RNA. Its product is annotated as putative defensin-like protein 303. The record is from RefSeq and is a predicted model, not a curated record. Lineage: Eukaryota; Viridiplantae; Streptophyta; Magnoliopsida; Brassicales; Brassicaceae.